Molecule: messenger RNA, 306 nt
Organism: Thelazia callipaeda (thelaziosis nematode)
Lineage: Eukaryota; Metazoa; Nematoda; Chromadorea; Rhabditida; Thelaziidae
Source: the annotation of a GenBank genome assembly
AUGAUCAAAUUAUUUACAGCGAUCAGUACUGCUCGUGAACCUUCCGAAAUGGCUGUCCAAUGUUCUAUUCAAGGAAAUGAAUUGGUUGGCAAAAACCCAAAGAACACCAACAAUAUGUUCGGUCAAACAGAAUCAGGCGAAGAGAGCAUUAUUGAAGAUGAUGACGAUAAUGAUGAACAGGACGACUCAAUAAGUACUAGUGAUGGAAGUUCUGGUAUAAAUACUGACAAUAGUGAAAGCAAUAAAAAUACUGAUGAUUGCAAAGGUCCAAUACCGAAGCAGAACAGAAAAUGUUCAAAUGAAUAA